AUAUUCUUUCUAUUUUUUGCGUAUCAAGAGUCUUCAGUUUACAUUUCUGUUUUAUCGUUCUUGAACAAUUAUUUGUUUACCUUUUUGUUUAGGGAAUUUCAUCACUUUUACCCGAUGGCGAUUAUUGUAAAUCUGUUCCAAGUUGCGACUCUUAACAGCGAUUCCUUAAAAUUGCAUCACAAGCCCAUUGAGUGAAAUGAUGAUGUGUUCAGUGCUUAUUGAUUAAGCCCAUUGAGUAUAUAAAUAUAUAGUUCAUCAUCAUCAUCAUCAUUAUCACAAGCGAUUCUGAGGUUGUUAAGUUUCCGUCAAAGCUCUCGUCGCUGCGAAGCUUCUCCCCGAGUAUCUCCGGUGAUAAGAUAUGGAGAAUCAAGAUAGGGGUGAGCUGGGAGGUAAAAGGGGAAGUGGCAAAGACGAUGACAAGAAAAAGGGUAAAGGAAAAGAGAUACUACCUCUAUAUGAAAACGAGAAGCCACGUAACCGAAGAUAUAUGGAGGCUGAAAUGGGGAAAACAAUUACCGUGCCUAGAUGGGACUGGGAAUAUGACGAGCCCCCUAGGAGGUGGAACUGGUCUGAUUACCAAGGCAUUGUUAGCAAUGUACUAGAUCAAAGAGAUGAAGCAAUCUGUUGGGCAAUCGCAAUUAUUAGAGCUAUUGAGGCUCUUUUUAACAUAGGUAGGCGACUCAGCGACCAAAGAACAUUUUCUAUUCAGCAUUUGAGAAAUAAUGUGAAGUAUACCGCCACUGGACUGUUGGACCCUCUAAAGUCUGACUCUCAUUUAAAAGAACACGGUGUGUUAGAAGAGGGACAAUGCUCUUAUGCCCGUACUGCUUCUACAUGUGAGCAUGGAGAUGAUGUAGCUGGAAUGUUGAUAGAUGACAUCGUUACCAACUAUGAUGUUGAUGAUAUUGAGCUUGUUCGUAUGGUGAGAAGACAACCAGUGGUUGGUAUUCUGCAAUUAAACAAUGAGCUGGCAAACUAUACAAAUGGGAUUUAUAACAUAAGAAGGCCUCCGGCGUCCACACCGUUAGGAUCUCACGCUGUUCUCAUUGUGGGCUAUGACGAAGAUCAUCGCGGCCCAUAUUGGAUUAUACAUAAUAGUUGGGGUGUCGGAUGGGGGCAGCAGGGAUUUGGUUUGGUUCGCCGGAACAUCAAGAAAGGCCAAGGUUCUCUGUUCAGGCAAGUAAAGAUUCCGGUGAAAAAAAAUUACCCAUUCGAGAAGAAGAAGAAGCAAUAGAAGGUUGACACCAAAGCUUUGUCUCCAAGCUUACUACAAACUUUUCUCCUCUCUUUUUGUUUUCUUUUUUGGUCAAACACUACAAAACCUUUUUCAUUCUGUUCUUUUGUUGUUUUUUGCUUUCUAAUGCUUAGUACUGGCGGCAUGUCUUAGUUUCACAAAUUUGUUUCUUAGUUUUUCUCGUGCAUCUAUGUUUCUAAAAUUUCAUUUUAAUACUCUUUUUACGUA
This is a messenger RNA of Capsella rubella, 1462 nucleotides long. Its product is annotated as macrodontain-1. The record is from RefSeq and is a predicted model, not a curated record. The transcript is spliced from 8 exons. The coding region runs from base 359 to 1234 and encodes 291 amino acids. Gene Ontology annotation, molecular function: cysteine-type endopeptidase activity. Gene Ontology annotation, cellular component: lysosome. Lineage: Eukaryota; Viridiplantae; Streptophyta; Magnoliopsida; Brassicales; Brassicaceae.